Messenger RNA from Athene cunicularia (burrowing owl), 2183 nucleotides. RefSeq names its product THUMP domain containing 2 (gene THUMPD2). The transcript is spliced from 9 exons. Bases 366 to 1676 code for a protein of 436 amino acids. Gene Ontology annotation, molecular function: RNA binding; tRNA (guanine) methyltransferase activity. Gene Ontology annotation, biological process: tRNA methylation. NCBI's taxonomy places the organism in Eukaryota, Metazoa, Chordata, Aves, Strigiformes, Strigidae. The record is from RefSeq and is a predicted model, not a curated record.
CCGGGCGGCCGCGGCGUGGAGGUGUGCUGUCGGCUGCGUGGGGCCCCGCGGGUCCGGCCUCGGUCACGGAGGGACCGUAAGGACCGUGUGGUCCCGUCCCUGCUGUGGGCAGGGACAUCUGCCUCGGUCGGGCCGUGUCCCCUCGCCACCCCCGGUGAGCCGCGGCCUGCGCUACCCUCCUCCCCGCGGAGGUGCGAGCGGGUGUGAGAGGCUGCUCCGGGUUCUCACCCCAAACACCUUCCCGGUUUGGUUUGGUUUCUGUUUGUCCCCCUGAGGUGGACUGCGUCUCAGGAAAAGUCUUCUUCAGCACAGAGGCGGAGCUGGGCGAGCUGAGGAAACUCAAGUCUGGAGAGCGACUGUUUUUGAUGCUUAAAAAACAUCCCCCACUUGCAGUUUCUAGAAAUAAAGGGAAAAUGCUGCAUGAGAUUAAAAGCCUUGUCAUUGAUGAACCAAAGUAUUGGCUGGAUGGUCUCUCUAUUUGGAAAAACAUUCAUGGGUGUGAGGAGGAAAAAAAUUAUAUGUCUCAAGAAAACCAUUUGCCUCUCAAGAGAAAAUCACAAGAAGAGACAAAUACUGCAACUAAAAAGCAGAAAACGGAACAGACUAUGUCUGAGGCAUGUCAAGUGGAAGCUGCAGAGAGGUAUAUGUUGCCAGAGAGAAAGAUUGAUCAAGACUGCUGGACUGAAAGUAAGACUUACUUAGAAGACCCUUCAAAAAGCAGUGGAGAGAAGCCUGUUGUGAAUGAGAAGCUUAGUUUCAGAGUUUCGUGUCGUUGUAGUGGAGCAGUUGCCAAAAUACUUCAUUCACAGGAGAUUGGAAGAGCUGUUGGCAUAACGCUCAUGAAGCAGUUUGGCUGGCGGGCUGAUCUGCGGGACCCCGAUCUAGAGAUCUUCAUACAUCUUAAUGACAUUUACUCAGUGAUAGGGAUUCCUCUUUUCAGGCUUUCAUUAGCAAACAGAGAGUAUAUCAGAACAGCAGGACUGCGGUCAACAAUUGCAUGGGCCAUGGCAUCUCUGGCUGAAAUCAGUGCAGGUGCCUUUGUGCUGGAUCCCAUGUGUGGGCUAGGAACGCUACUGCUGGAAGCUGCCAAAGAGUGGCCUGAAGCCUGUUACUGGGGCGCUGAUAUAAGUGAUUCACAGUUAGAGGGUGCAGAUGUCAAUAUUAGGACUGCAGACUUGAUGGAUAAGAUUGAGUUACUGAAAGCUUCUGUGAAAGCAUUGCCCUUGCCUUCAGAAAGCUUUGAUGCUGUGAUUUCGGAUAUUCCAUUUGGGAAGAAGUUCAAGGUCACAAAAGACAUACAGCUCCUACCAGAUAUUCUCCAGGAAAUGGAGAGAGUACUUCGUGUUGGAGGGACUGUUGUAUUGCUGCUGAGCCAAGAUCUCUGUAAGCAUAUGGAUGGCAUUACCAAGUGUGCUGAAAAUGACUCUCCUAAUGCCGUUUCUGAUAGCACAAGUGAAACUGCCACUGCAAAAGCCCUGAAUAUUGACAGGGAUUCUUCUUCCUUGAUGAAUGGUGCUGAAGAAUCCUUUCUCAGCAGCCGACAGACACAGUUUGGGAGUCUGGUGCCAGAUGGCAUCUAUGGGGUUAGUCUUGGAAAGACAGAUGCUUUCAUAUACAGAUGCAGGAAGAUCUCUACUGUUGGGAAUCAGCAGAUUUCUUGCACUAUGCCAAAGUGACCUUGAAUCCCGAUACAGCUGAAAAGCAGCAUGACAGUCAUCUGGUAAAGGCCUGCUGAUCCAAGCCCUGUACCAUUUGUUAGCUUACCACAUUUUCUGUGGAUGUCCUAAGGUGCUGCUUUUCUCUUUGUUUUUUAGGAGAGGUGGAAGAUGCCUGUUAGUGUUUCAGAUGUUUUUACUGUAAAAUACUGUAACGAGAGUCAUCAAAUCCUUGCUUAGGGAAUGCCUCUCAGUAUUGGGAGGAGUUCCUUUGGGAGAGAAAAGCUUCAUUUGCAGAACUACAAAAACAAAUGUGAUAAUACUAAGUGCAAAUGGAUUUUCACUUUCAGCAGGGUUGGUUUUUUUAGGAAGCACAUCUUAUCUGAAGAAGUCUCCAACUGUUUUUGAGGGCUGGGUGUAUGCUUUACCUUGCAAUCUUGUAUUUUAUUUUGUAGCUUGUUUCUGCUGAGUUUGAAAUGUCACUAUUCAGAUCUCUUGGAGUGGAAAAUAAACUAUUUUCUGUAUUAA